Messenger RNA from Pyricularia pennisetigena, 2193 nucleotides. RefSeq lists its product as uncharacterized. Bases 1 to 2193 code for a protein of 730 amino acids. NCBI's taxonomy places the organism in Eukaryota, Fungi, Ascomycota, Sordariomycetes, Magnaporthales, Pyriculariaceae. The transcript is spliced from 2 exons. Gene Ontology annotation, cellular component: chromatin. The record is from RefSeq and is a predicted model, not a curated record. Gene Ontology annotation, biological process: regulation of transcription by RNA polymerase II. Gene Ontology annotation, molecular function: DNA-binding transcription factor activity, RNA polymerase II-specific; RNA polymerase II cis-regulatory region sequence-specific DNA binding.
AUGGACCAUUUGCAGCACCAUCCGGAUCCUGGGCGCGCUCGUUCGCCGUCUGCCGCCAGUACUGCCGCUGCCUUUCAACAACAACAACACCAGGAACACCCGCAGCCUCAUAUAAGAAGCCACUCGCCAUCGCCUGCGCCUCAGUCAUUCUCAAGCCCCCAACAUACUGGUCUCGGGCUUGGUAUCGAUCACUCGCAGUCCUUCUCAGGCUUCAACCCCAAUCCUAGCGACUUCCUCAACCCCCAGCCGUCUCAAACGUUCCCAAGUCAGGGCCAGCUAGACCCCUCCUCCUUCGACGCGACUCAGCCGUUUGACAGCAACCAAGGCCAGCCAGGAUAUUCACAAGACUUCUUGAAUAAUAACAACAAUUUCGGCGGCUCUGACUUUUCUCUUUUCCCUCCCGCCACCACAGAACAGCUCAGCACGCCCUUAUUUGUAACGGGAGACAAUCAGCAGCAGCAGCAGCAGCCGCCGCCGCCCCAACUCAGCACCCCAGAUCUGAACAUGAGCACGUCCCAAGUCCAUCAUAGCCCGACACCUCCCCACCAUCUGAAGCCGGAUCCGCAUCAACCCGGCUCCGCCCACCAGUCCCCGUCAUUCAACCAGCACCAGUUCUCGUCGCCGCCUAGUCGUCACUCGCGCCAUGCCUCGCUAGGUCCUGAAGCGGCUCUGCUACCAGGCCAGGUCGACUGGAGUGGUACACAGUUUCAGGGACACAGGCGCACCCCUUCAGAGUAUUCGGAUGUGUCGUCCGUCGCUCCAUCGCCCAACCUUGUCAGCCAUGAUAGCUUUGAUCAUAUCGAGCAUAGCCCGAUGCAACGGCCCGUCGAUACGGCCGGCCUAUACCAGGAGCUCCACGGCCUUGGGAACUUUAGUCUCGCCGAUCCCCCGCCUUCCCACAGCCCUGAUCUAAGAGGAAGGAGUCCGUCGCACAGCCCAGCAAUCUCCCCGAGGAUCCUGCCACAGCAGCUGCCCGACAUGAACCAAGCCAACAGUAGCUUCAUGCUUCAAGGCCAGAACAAUGGCUUUGGCACCCCCCAGAUUGCCUUGCAGUCCUCCGAGGCCUUUCCUCAACUGCCGCAACAUGGCUUAGCGCAGAUGUCGGCGCCCACCAUCAAUAUCGAUUAUGCGCCGACCAAUCUGAGGAACUUUGAGGGCAGGCCGAUGAUGGAUUCCGAUGCGCUGACUCCGCCCGAUAGAGGACGCGUCAGAAACCGCCCACGUGCUGUCACGGAUCCUUAUGCCAAUGGAAGUACCGUCCCUAUUCCGCGACCUUUGAGCACAGCCAGCUUGUCUCCCAGCCCAGGUUUGUCUUCAAGAGACUCGUCGCGCUCCUUGUCGCCACUGGAUCGCUCGAUACCACCAAAUAAGAGGCGCCAAUCCACCUCGGCGGUGCCCAACAACGUCAUGGCCCUACGUCUGGCGGACCCUGAAUUCGCCGCUCAAGGCAGUGGAGACGGUACUGCGGCGGGCGGCGGGCCGAAGCGGGUCCAGAAACACCCAGCAACAUUUCAAUGCUCACUGUGUCCGAAGCGGUUCACCAGAGCGUACAACCUCAGGAGCCAUCUGCGCACCCAUACUGACGAGAGGCCAUUCGUAUGUACGGUCUGCGGUAAGGCGUUUGCUCGGCAGCACGAUCGGAAAAGGCACGAAGGUUUGCAUUCGGGAGAGAAGAAAUUUGUCUGCAAGGGCGACCUCAAAGCCGGUGGUCAAUGGGGUUGUGGAAGGAGAUUUGCCCGUGCCGAUGCGCUGGGUAGACAUUUCAGGUCCGAGGCAGGCCGCAUUUGCAUCAAGCCAUUGCUGGACGAGGAGAUCAUGGAACGGCAAAGAAUCUGGCAGGAGCAGCGCAUGCAGGCGGCGCAACACCAGCAGCACAUGAUGAUGCCGCCUCCAGGAAUCGACCCCAACACCGGAUAUCCCGUCGAUGCUGCUGGUAAUUACUCAUUACCGGCCGCGAUUUUGGCACAGUAUCCUGCCCUUGCCCAGAUGAACUGGGGAACGCCCGGUGGCGGCAUUGACGGCGGAUCGGGCAUCGAGGAUGAAAUUUCGGGCCGCAGUAGCUUUGAUGCCAGCGACUACGAUGAUGCCGACGAUGGCGGUUAUGUCUCUGGACCCGGGACUGGGUUCGGCCAAGGCGGCAUGAACGAGGGUUUUGGCGAGAUGGGGUACGCGAGUGACUACGGUGGUCGCUAG